AUGCCUCCUCGUGUCACAUCUUUCCUCACUGGAGCCGACUGGGCUGCGAAAGGCCCACAAACUCCAGCCCAGCGGUUUUACGGCGCAUAUGCAUCUGCCAUCAAAGAAUCUGACCUAACCGCUCAUUCAAAACACCUAUUCUAUGCCCCACAUGCGGUCUUCCACAACCAGAACGGCGUUGACUACCAUGGCGCGGAGAUAUGGCCAUGGGUCAUCAAGUUAUUCGGCGAGUUCGCUCGCCUAGACCACGAUUUCCAUGCAAUCUGGGAACUCGAAAACGACGACGGCACCGUUCAUCUCAUUGCUCGGGUCACUCGACACAUCUGGGCUCCCGGUUCCGAUAUUCAUGGCUCGCCAACUGUUAGCCUUCCUUUGUCCAUGACCUGCGAAAUAGGGCCCAGCACUGCUCCUGAAGAGACCCCCGAGGGUCUACAGUACCAGCAUGUUUGGAUGUACUGGGACACUUACCCGCUUCAGCCUUAUUUCUCCAAAGAUUCCGUUGUAUUCAGCCCAGUGAAUACCGAGAGAGUCAAGAUGUAA
Messenger RNA from Penicillium verhagenii, 540 nucleotides. RefSeq lists its product as uncharacterized. Lineage: Eukaryota; Fungi; Ascomycota; Eurotiomycetes; Eurotiales; Aspergillaceae. The transcript has a single exon. The coding region runs from base 1 to 540 and encodes 179 amino acids. The record is from RefSeq and is a predicted model, not a curated record.